AUGGCCGAUUUAUCAAGCCAAAUAAACUUGAUUACUACAAAACUCUCUGAGCAAUUGAAUGCAUUGGAGCAAGAGUAUCAACGCUGGUCUGAUUACAAGACAGAUUACGAUGCAUUGGAAAACCAGCUCAAAACAUUGCCUGAUAACACAACUAAAAGUGCCAUGGUAUAUCAACUGACAUGA
Molecule: messenger RNA, 183 nt
Organism: Mucor velutinosus
Lineage: Eukaryota; Fungi; Mucoromycota; Mucoromycetes; Mucorales; Mucoraceae
Exons: 1
Coding region: 1-183 (60 amino acids)
Source: RefSeq, a predicted model, not a curated record